Messenger RNA from Colletotrichum karsti, 993 nucleotides. Its product is annotated as nitrogen assimilation transcription factor nira. The coding region runs from base 1 to 993 and encodes 330 amino acids. Lineage: Eukaryota; Fungi; Ascomycota; Sordariomycetes; Glomerellales; Glomerellaceae. The transcript is spliced from 3 exons. The record is from RefSeq and is a predicted model, not a curated record.
AUGCUACAGUCCCUCUUCUUAGGAAGGUCUCCCGAGAUGCAAAAGGUCAGCGGCAGUGUACCACGAGAGUACCUCGACUCGUAUGAGGAGUUGGAAGAGUGGAAGCCCUAUUACGAUCCUAUGACCCAGCCCUUUGAGAUCAGCUUACCGGUUUAUCAACCGCGACCUUCUUAUGCCCUGAGCACCUUCACAAGCCUACUCCGGCUGUGCGAUAUCAUGGGUCGAGUGAUCAAAGCGUUUUACUCGGCCAGCAGUAUCCAGAUCGGGAAGGAGGUUCUAUUGAAAGAAAGAGAAACAAUUCGAAAUAUGCUUGUGGCUUGGCAAGAUGAGUUACCGUCAUGGUUACGAUUCAGGCCCGGCGUUGACGAGACGCCUCCACCACACCAAAUUACUCCUCAUGCAAUAUUCUCAACCUUAGUCAUCUUGACCGAGCAAGCGUUCCUCAACCGCGGCCACUUCUCGUUUUCGUUGGAACAGGAAGCCCAAAACGAAACCAGAGAGAGAUGCAUACAAGCAGCGCUUCACAUCUGGCAACUCGUGGAAGCAUACAAGAAAGCCUUCACUCUAAGACGUGCUCAAUACGGCAUCUCGUAUGCCAGCUAUUGCGCUGUUGUCGUCAUCCUUCAACAGACCGACCACGAUUCGGAUGAGUACAUCGACUGCAUCCGCUUCUUUUGGCGUGCACUCUUGGAAUAUCAGAAAGGCUGUAACUAUGGCCUACAAAAACCAUUAAAGUUGCUGAAAUCCUUGAUGCGUAGGCUGGAAAAUGUGUCGCAAAAUAUCAACAUGGACGAAACGGAGACUGAGACCUGGCAGGGUGUUGGAAGCUUUCAAGCCGAGCUUGACUCGAUAUUGGGAUCGGAUAUGCAUACGCAAGGCACCAUCAACGAGUGGAACGGAGCUGCAUGGGACUUCGCUCCCAAUAACGGCCCUCUUGGGUACGACACUAUGUUUGGCGUUGCGACUGACAGCAUAUUUGGGUUUUGUAUGUAA